Molecule: messenger RNA, 2547 nt
Organism: Eremothecium cymbalariae DBVPG#7215
Lineage: Eukaryota; Fungi; Ascomycota; Saccharomycetes; Saccharomycetales; Saccharomycetaceae
Gene: NNK1
Product: protein kinase NNK1
Exons: 1
Coding region: 1-2547 (848 amino acids)
Biological process (GO): protein phosphorylation; intracellular signal transduction
Cellular component (GO): nucleus
Molecular function (GO): protein serine/threonine kinase activity; ATP binding
Source: RefSeq, a predicted model, not a curated record
AUGUCGAACACAUACAAUGUGAAACAAGGUUUGAAAAGGUGUGAUACAGGGACGUUGCUAGAAAGGGACUUUCCAUCGGAGGUUGUGUCUGUCGAUUCGUUAACAUCUAUGAAUGAGAAGUCGCAAAAAGGGCCGGGCGGAGUUGGGCAGCAGCAGCGGCAGCAGCCACGGGGGGUGAUGGUCGGGGGGGGUGAUGAGGUGGGUGGGGGGGCGAGUGGAGGGGAGUACAACAAUGGGGAUGAGGAUACCAUAUAUUUCAAGCCCAAGAAAAUCUAUCGGUUGGAGCAGGAGUCAGCGUCUAGGCAGACGUUGGUGCGGGUGUACUCGGAUACGGAGCGGUCUAAUUUCAAUGAGGUGACUGGGAAGCGGAUGUUUGACGACUGGAAGUACAGGCCUAUCUAUUACAACGAGGAGGUGCAUCACCGGGAUGGGGUUGGCGGGGUUGCUGGGGGGCAUGGGGGGGCACGCGGGGGGGCUGAUGGGUAUGUGCGGAGGAGGUUUUCGAUUUCAGGUUCGAGGGAUGGGAAGCUUUGGUCUGCGUUGGCUUCGGAGACGUCUGGGCACAUGGGGGUGGAUGAUGCUGCGUUUGGGGACAUGCAGGAUGAGUAUAUCCCAGACCUUGAUUUUGCAGAUGCGGUGCGGAGGUGGCAGGCGGAGGAGGACAUGAAGGAUUCGUCGGUACCGCUGACGCGAUAUAAUGUGUGGUCUGAGGAUGAGUCUGAUUUCAAUUUGGACAGUGCGUCGUCGUCGAUUAUCAUUGAGUCCAGCCAUGCGCAGGUUUCGCCGAUUCCGUUUCCCAACUCUGCGGGGAAGUCUCCGCAUAGCGCUGCGAAUUCGUUGUUGACGCUGAACAAGGCUCUUGGUCAUCGGGUUAGCUCUCGUAUUUUCUCGCCCAGUAAUAUCGAGAAUAAAUACAAGCGGCACAAGUCUAUGUAUGACUGGGGGUCUCUUCUGUCGAUGAGCUCUACUGGCUCGAUUGCGGAAAAGUUUAGCCAGGAGGAUAUCAAGGCGGUGAAGCAGAAGAUCCCGGAUGACUUUUUGUCGUUGCCUUAUACGCAACGGAAGAAGAUAUUGGUCGAAAUUGCACCUGAUAAAGAUUACAAGACUAUAAUGUCCUUAUUUAAAAAAUACAGUCUGGGUGGGAGCAACAGUUUUACGCACUUGAGUAACCAAGGUUCCAGAAGAUCGCGCCAUGGCUCUAUGGCAUCGCAGUAUUUGAGUUCUUUCACUCCGUCGUCGGCUUCGUUCAAGCCAGAUGAAAGAGGAACUGUUGUUUUGGGCCACAGGUUAGGAAAGAUCAUUGGGUUUGGCGCGUGGGGUAUGAUCAGAGAUUGUUAUGAUGUUAAAGAGAAUUUUAUAAUUUCUCCGAGCGAUGCUCCGCCUGAGACUACAAAGGCCAUCAAAAUUGUCAAAUUUAAAAACAAUAAAAAGGUCAAGAUGCAAGUCUUGAGGGAGAUCUCAAUUUGGAAAAAAUUGCAUCAUCCAAACAUUUUAGCGUUGCUCAAUUGGAAACUAGAGGACGAUUAUGCUGCGUAUUGUCUAACUGAAAAAAUUCAGGAUGGAACCUUGUAUGAUUUGGUUAGUUCUUGGGGCGAGUGUGUCACAACGACUAUUCCUUUGAAUCGUAGAUGCCAAUAUACUAUAGCAUUAUCACUUCAGAUUAUUUCAGCUUUGAAAUACAUGCAUUCGAACUACAUAGUACAUGCUGAUAUAAAGCUUGAGAACUGUUUGUUAGAAAGAAUCAGCGAUGAUUCAUGGAAAGUUUAUGUCUGUGAUUUUGGCAUGAGUUGCCAUUAUAAGAAUGUACGAGUGAAUGAUGAUGAUGAAUCUUAUGACCCUGAUGAAUCUAUUGAAUUUACAUCUGUACUUGACGGGAAAGUCGUCACUACAAAGCUCCGACCAACCGUUCCGAAGUCGUCUUCUAAUAGUGGUUUGAAACCCCUAACAAAACUACAAAAAAUGAUAAAAAGUAAACAAUUAACACAUGAUGAUACACCUCUAGGCAUUUCUGCCUUCCCAAAACAAUAUGGCCCUUCGUUAACUAGUACUGUAAUGUCACCAUCUUUAUCCUCAUGGAAACAUGGCUCCCCUAAUGGCCGUAAUGACUUAACUAAUGAAAAGUCCGAUAAAGCUGAAACAAAUAACGAUAAUUGUAGUCCUAAAGGCAUGGAACCUCACUCACAUAUAGGCUCUUUGCCUUACGCCGCUCCUGAAUUGAUUUAUCCAAGUCCUCCUCCAUUGGGACCGAGCGCUGAUAUAUGGGCGGCAGGCGUGACUAUGUACGCCAUGUUGACUGGCAAAUUGCCGUUUAAACAUGAAUACGAACCUAGAUUGAGAGCCAUGAUCUCAUCUGGUAAGUAUGAUAUAGAUCUACUACGGUCCGUUUGUAAUGGGCGCAUUGAAGAUAGCGUUGAAUCAUAUGAUGUAGAGGUGCAAUUCCAUGGAUUGUACAACGCUGUUCGCGGUUGCUUAACUAAAGAUAUGACACAGAGGUGGGAACUAGAUAUGGUUGAUGUAGUUUUGAAGAAUGAUGAUCAUCGUAACUGA